GGUCAUAGCCGUGGAGAUGGGAAAGUAAUUUGACUAGCCUGUUUAUUUUGCUGCUGUCUAGAUACGAUAUCGCACUGGUACGACGUGGGACAUUAGCGCCAUUACGGAAAAUCUAAACAUUUGAUUUAUCAACGGGACAGGCCAAGCUAUUCGUCUAAAUUCAACGGGACAUCCGACGUUUCCUAACUUCAGCUAUCUCUGAUUGGACUGUCUCCAAAACGACCACAGUCUGCUAGCAACAUUUCACUAACGUUAUUCGAAGGACACGAUAUCAAGGCGUGACAAAAUCCCUGAGGACUGGCAAUUGUCUCCGUAGGACUGACUUUUGGUGUCCUAUAUAUCGACACUUCGAGUUUCUUGCACAGUGUGAAAUGUUUUGUCUGCAAGACCGCUAACAUCACCUAGCCAACGUAAACAGUUGGUUUGCGCAGCUAGCCCUCCUGCGAACUUUUCAAUGAAUGGGCAGUCUAGUUGCUUUGGCAAGGCAACCUUUUGCUUACUAUCUCAAACUAGAAGUGUAGGAGGAUUAUGUCCAGUAGCAGACAACGUUGAAGAGGCAUCGACAAGAGGGCCACAUGCCAUUUGUCUUUUAAUGAAGAGAGAUCCUUAUGGAUGUAUAUUCAUCGCAGGCUAACAUCGGGCACUGGCAAACAACGCAAUGUUAGCAGACUGCCUUGCUAAGUAGUUGACAAUAGUCGACCUGACAUCGAGGGCUAUUGGGAAUCUAAUGGAAACUCGUUGAGAAAUUUCUUCAGCGCGCUGUCAUCAUAACAACCAAAUGGUGUUAACAGCCCUAUUUUCAGGCACUUUGCAUAAAAUGCGUCCCAUUUUUAAUGCAUCGACAGGACAAGGUGACGGUCUUGCCCUGUGCCUCAGGUAACGUUAGCUAUUUUUUUUAGCUGAGCGUAGUGCGCAGGGGAGUGGUUGUGUUGACUGCUCGGCCCGCAGCUUCCUUAUGAUGAAAUAAGACAAGUGACAAGAACUUUUAAAGGGCAUAUUUUCUUAAUUUUGCAUUUAUUUGCAAUCUUUUUGGACAAAGAUAGAACUUGCCAAGCAUCCUGCAUUGUGGGACUUCGCAGACAUGACCUGAACUGCAGUGUGUGUGUGUUUUUUCUUCAUCAGCCCGACGGCCUAAUCAUGGAAGUCUGCUUAAAAAAUAGCAACUACCGUCAUGGAAGUUCAUUUUUAAACUGAAUCAUGAGCAAAUCCGUGGAAUUUCAUCAUUAGUUUUUACCAGAAACUACAGCCACAACGGUGACCAUUAUUGAAGUUAACGCUGAUGUGAGAUUGAUAAGAUCCUUUUAACCUUCCUCAUCAUGUCCAUGUACACUGAAUUUGUACCUCCUCCGGAAUGUCCAGUUUUUGAGCCAAGUUGGGAAGAUUUUUCAGAUCCUUUAGGAUUUAUAAACAAAAUACGACCCAUCGCUGAGAAGACUGGAAUCUGUAAAAUCCGACCUCCUGUGGAUUGGCAGCCUCCUUUUGCUUGUGAUGUUCGAAACUUCCGCUUUACACCUCGCGUGCAGAGGCUCAAUGAACUUGAGGCACUCACCAGGGUGAAGCUCAACUUUUUGGAUCAGAUUGCCAAGUUUUGGGAGCUCCAGGGUUGCAGACUACGCUUCCCUCACGUGGAGAAGAAGAUUCUGGACUUGUAUUUGCUUAGCAAGAUCGUCUCAGCAGAAGGGGGGUUUGAGACGGUGUGCAAGGAGAAGCGAUGGUCUAAGGUGGCCAGUCGAAUGGGCUUCCCCGCGGGCAAGGGCACCGGCUCCCUGCUCCGCUCCCACUUCGAGAAGAUUCUCUAUCCCUACGAGCUCUUCCAGUCCGGGGCCUCGCUCACGGGUAUCCAGAGGCUGUAUGAGGAAGGAGAAGAGGCAGAGGAGCCGGACGAGGGCAUCGAGGGUGGAGUGGAGGAAGAGGAGGAGGAGGAGGAACAGAGGGAGAAAGAGUGCAGGGACAGUAAAGAGGGCCUGUGCGACCGGACGCAGAGCAAGGACCAGCCCUCAUCCGAGAGACGCUCGCGCCGGCUCAAAUCUGAGCGAGAAAACAAGGAGCCAAAAAGCCUUCAGAUCUUUGGCACAAGCCCCAAGAUGGGGGCACUGGAAAUAGUCUUGGCUGAUGAUGCUUUCCUCAAGAAGCAGCGCCAUAUGAAAGCUCAAGCCUUUGCCAUUAAGAUGCGACCACGCAAAGAAACAUUGGAGGUCAACUUCAUCGAUCUGUAUUUGUGCCUGGUGUGUGGGCGGGGCGAUGAGGAGGACCGCCUCCUGCUGUGUGACGGCUGCGAUGACAGCUACCACACCUUCUGCCUGAUCCCGCCCCUGCAGGACGUCCCCAAGGGAGACUGGCGCUGCCCCAAGUGUGUGGCAGAGGAAUGCAGUAAACCAAGGGAGGCCUUUGGCUUUGAGCAAGCCGUACGAGAGUACUCGCUGCAGAGCUUUGGGGAGAUGGCAGACCACUUCAAGUCCGACUACUUCAAUAUGCCAGUGCACAUGGUCCCUACAGAGCUGGUGGAGAAGGAGUUCUGGCGUCUGGUGAGCAGCAUCGAGGAGGACGUGAUCGUGGAGUACGGGGCAGAUAUCAGCUCCAAAGACGUGGGCAGCGGCUUCCCCAUCAGGGACGGCAAGAGGAGAUUACUGGGAGAUGAAGAGGAGUAUGCCAACUCUGGCUGGAACCUGAACAACAUGCCGGUGCUGGAGCAGUCGGUGUUGCGGCACAUCAACGUGGACAUCUCUGGCAUGAAGGUGCCCUGGCUCUACGUGGGCAUGUGCUUCUCCUCCUUCUGCUGGCACAUCGAGGACCACUGGAGCUACUCCAUCAACUUCCUCCACUGGGGGGAGCCCAAGACGUGGUACGGUGUUCCCGCUCACGCGGCGGAGCAGCUUGAGGCAGUGAUGAAGAAGCUGGCUCCGGAACUCUUCGACUCUCAGCCGGACCUGCUGCACCAGCUGGUCACCAUCAUGAACCCCAACAUCCUCAUGGAGCACGGCGUACCGGUGUACCGAACCAAUCAGUGUGCUGGAGAGUUUGUGGUGACCUUCCCGAGGGCGUAUCACAGCGGCUUCAAUCAAGGCUACAACUUUGCUGAGGCUGUCAACUUCUGCACAGCAGACUGGUUGCCGAUGGGUCGUCAGUGUGUGGCCCACUACCGCCGCCUCCAUCGCUACUGCGUCUUCUCCCACGAGGAGCUGCUCUGCAAGAUGGCCGCUGACCCCGACAGCCUGGACGUGGAGCUGGCGGCCGCCGUGGUGCGGGAGCUGGGAGACGUCAUGGAGGAGGAGACGCGGCUGCGGCAGGCCGCCCUGGACAUGGGGGUGCUGUCCUCGGAGCAGGAGGUGUUUGAGCUGGUGCCUGACGACGAGCGGCAGUGCCACCGGUGUAAGACCACCUGCUUCCUGUCCGCCCUCACCUGCUCCUGCAGCCCUGAGCGCCUCGUCUGCCUGCACCACACCGCCGACCUCUGCGACUGCCCGCUCACCAACAAAUGUCUUCGAUUCAGGUACGACUUGGAGGAAUUUCCCUCCAUGCUCUACGGUGUGAAGUCUCGAGCCCAGUCGUAUGACACCUGGGCCAAGAGGGUGACUGAGGCACUGGCAGCCGAUCACAAGAAUAAGAAGGACCUGAUUGAGCUGAAGGUGAUGCUGGAGGAUGCGGAGGACAGGAAGUAUCCGGAGAACAACCUGUUCAGGGAGCUGCGGGAGAUGGUGAAAGAGGCCGAGACCUGCUCCUCAGUAGCGCAGCUGCUGCUCAGCCACAAGCAGAAACACAGGCAGCGUCCCGAGGUGAGCCGCACGCGCAGCAAGCUGACGGUGGAGGAGCUGAAGGCCUUUGUGGAGCAGCUCUUCCGGCUGCCCUGUGUCAUCAGCCAAGCACGACAGGUCCAGGAGUUGCUGGAGAACGUGGAGGAGUUCCACGAGCGAGCGCAGGAGGCGCUGACCGACGAGACCCCCGACUCCUCCAAGCUGCAGGCCCUGCUGGACCUGGGCGCCGGGCUGGACGUGGAGCUGCCCGAGCUGCCGCGCCUCAAGCAGGAGCUGCAGCAGGCGCGCUGGCUGGACGAGGUGCGCCUGACGCUGGCCGAGCCGCAGCGCGUCACCCUGGAGCUCAUGAAGAGGCUGAUCGACUCGGGCGUGGGGCUGGCGCCGCACCACGCCGUGGAGAAGGCCAUGGCCGAGCUGCAGGAGAUCCUCACCGUGUCGGAGAGAUGGGAGGACAAGGCACGCGCCUGCCUACAGGCCAGACCUCGCCACAGCAUGGUAACUCUGGAAAGCAUUGUGUACGAAGCCAAGAACAUUCCUGCAUACCUCCCCAAUGUGUUAGCACUUAGGGAUGCCCUACUGAAAGCCAAAGAGUGGACUUGCAAAGUGGAAGCCAUACAGAAUGGCACCAACUAUGCCUACCUGGAGCAGCUGGAGAGUCUGCUGGGUCGCGGCCGCAGCAUCCCCGUGCGGCUGGAGUCCCUGCCCCAGGUGGAGUCCCAGGUGGCCUCGGCCAGAGGCUGGAGGGAGAGGACCGCACGCACCUUCCUCAAGAAGAACUCCACAUACAACUUACUGCAGGUGCUGAGCCCUCGCGUGGACAUCGGCGUGUACGGCAACAGCAAGAGCAAGCGUAAGCGUGCCAAGGAGCUGCUGCUGGAGAAGGAGCGGUGUGGCGGCGGAGGCAGCGGGCUGCUGGAGCUGGAGGGCCUGGUGGGGGAGGCGGGCCUGGACGAGGGGGGACUCCUGCUGCUGGACGAGGCCGCCGCUGCACGAGACCCCGCCAGCGUGGUGGCCGCCUUCAAGGCCAAGGAGCAGAAGGAGGUGGAGGCCAUGCACUCCCUGCGCGCCGCCAACCUGGCCAAGAUGGCCAUGGCCGACCGCAUCGAGGAGGUCAAGUUCUGCCUGUGCCGCCGCACGGCCAGCGGCUUCAUGCUGCAGUGCGAGCUCUGCAAGGACUGGUUCCACGGCGCCUGCGUGCCGUUACCCAAGACCAGCUCGCAGAAGAAGCUGGGCUCCUCCGGCUGGCACAGCAGCAGCGCCAGCAAGGAGUCCAAGUUCCUGUGCCCGCUGUGCCAGCGCUCGCGGCGGCCUCGCCUGGAGACCAUCCUGUCGCUGCUGGUGUCGCUGCAGAAGCUGCCGGUGCGGCUGCCCGAGGGAGAGGCGCUGCAGUGCCUGACGGAGAGGGCCAUGAGCUGGCAGGACCGGGCGCGGCAGGCGCUAGCCACCGACGAGCUGUCCUCGGCCCUGGCCAAGCUGUCGGUGCUCAGCCAGCGCAUGGUGGAGCAGGCGGCGCGAGAGAAGACCGAGAAGAUUAUUAAUGCGGAGUUGCAAAAGGCGGCCGCCAACCCAGACCUGCAGGGUCACAUCCAGACGUUCCAGCAGGCCGGCUUCAGCAGGGCCACGUCUCCACGGCCGUCAGUGGACUACGAUGACGAGGAGACCGACUCGGAUGAGGACAUCCGGGAGACCUACGGCUACGACAUGAAGGACCCAGGGGAGGUGAAGCCCUACCUGUUCUGUGACGAGGAGAUCCCCGUCAAGUCUGAGGAGGUGGUGAGCCACAUGUGGCCGGCCACGCCCUCCUUCUGCGCCGAGCACGCCUACUCCUCCGCCUCCAAGUCAUGUGCUCAGAGUGCGGCCACCCCUCGCAAGCAGCCGCGGAAGACCCCGCUGGUGCCGCGCAGCCUGGAGCCCCCGGUGCUGGAGCUGUCGGCGGCCGCCAAGGCCCAGCUGCAGGAGCUGAUGAUGGUGGGCGACCUGCUGGAGGUCUCCCUGGACGAGACCCAGCACAUCUGGCGCAUCCUGCAGGCCACGCAUCCGCCCUCCGAGGAGCGCUUCCUGCAGGUCAUGGAGCCUGAGGAUGCCCUGCUGGAGAAGCCUCUGAAGCUGAAGCUGAAGGAUGCGGAGAAGAAGCGCAAGAGGAAGCUGGAGCGCGCCGAGCAGCACCAGCACCAGCACCAGCACCUCCUGCUGGCCGGAGGAGGCGGCGACGGACGAUCCCCCAAGUCUUCCAAGGAGCUGAAGAGGAGCGGCGUGGGUGCCGACGGCCUGGGCGGAAAGCCCAAGAAGAAGAAGCUGAAGCUCAACGUGGACAAGGCCCGCGAGCUGAAGCUGCUGGCCAAGCGGCUGGCCAAAGAGGAGAAGGAGAGGAAGAGGAAGGAGAAGGCGGUGGCCAAGGCCGAGGCCAUGAAGGAAGGGCUGGAGAAGAAGCGCGAGAAGAAGAUCCUGGACAUCCCCUCUAAGUACGACUGGUCCGGAGCGGAGGACUCCAACGACGAGAACGCGGUUUGUGCGGCCAAGAACUGCCAGCGGCCGUGCAAAGACAAGGUGGACUGGGUGCAGUGCGACGGCGGCUGUGACGAGUGGUUCCACCAGGUGUGCGUGGGCGUGUCGUGCGAGAUGGCCGAGACCGAGGACUACAUCUGCAUGGCGUGCCAGCGCAAGGCGGCCGGCAUCAGCGGCGUGAGUGUCGGUGGCAUGAGCGGCGUCAGUAGUGGUGGACAUAUGCUGAAGGUGGCCAUGGAAACGGUAGUGAUGUCAGCGCCGGUCGUCUGCUCGGUCCCCAGUCCCACGGACUCUCAUCCCGACCCCCAGCAGAGCAGCUAGUGGGGAAGGGGGGUAUGAAAACGAACCAAGUUCUCCCACAACCUAGGAGGAAGAGGAGGAGGAGGAGGAGGAGGAUUCACGCUAAGAUAGCCCCGUAGCUCUCCCCCCUCUUCCACCACUGACCGACCCCCACCCAGGGUCCCAGACUGCCACCAGCCUGAGAGAUCCGUCCGUAGUGACUUCUUCUCCAGGCUGUGGAGGAUGGCAGGCAGGCGGGCAGGCACUGAGGAUGGAUGAAGGACAUGGUGGUUCGUAAGGAGAGGCCUGAGAAGACGGGAACAAGCCAAGCAACGGGAGGACUCCAAGCCUCUGGCCCCAGAUGGUUGGAGGAACACUUGGGAAAGGUAGAUGGAACGAGGGAACGGGGAGGCCAUGGGACAGACAGAUCGCAGGUCAAAAACGCGGGAUGUCCAAUUUUUUUCUCCUUUAGUUAACUCUCGUGAACUCUUUUGUUGUCUUCUUCAUGUGAUUUUUUUUCCCCUGGUACUUUUGUACAUAUUGGCUGUCUAUUCAAGACUUUAAAAAAAACAUACCUGCUCUAUUGUUUGUUUUGCUUGCUUUGAGCAGAACACGUCCCCUUUAGCCUACCAAUAACAAUCACCAUAGAGCAGAAUGGAGAACGUUGGAACUGAACACUUUCUUUUUAAAAUAUGAGUCAAGUGGUGACCCUGUUGGUACUGUGGUCUGUGCCCCGCUGUAUCUCUCUCUCACACACACACGCACACACAGUCCCCCGUCUGCUGUGCCAUGGCAGUGUACAGAAUAGGAAGCGGCACCCUGAGCUCCAGCACCAGUUGUCUACAUCCCCUAGUAGUGAUCAUGAUGACUCCUUGUUGUCUACAGCAGAACAAUGUGCCCCUCCACUCCACUCCACUCCACACCACACACCUCUCUCACCUGUUUGUCAAGACGGGUGUCUGGGUCUGUUUUACAGCAGGCACUGCAACAACAAUUGUAUGUAGUAAAGGUAUUUAUAAUGUAAAUAGGUUUUAAGAAAAUUAAUGAUUGGAUGUGGCUUUUUUUUCUCACUUCUUUAUUAAAAUAUUCUUAGUCAGAUGAA
Molecule: messenger RNA, 7638 nt
Organism: Engraulis encrasicolus (European anchovy)
Lineage: Eukaryota; Metazoa; Chordata; Actinopteri; Clupeiformes; Engraulidae
Gene: kdm5a
Product: lysine demethylase 5A
Exons: 28
Coding region: 1317-6578 (1753 amino acids)
Biological process (GO): regulation of DNA-templated transcription; chromatin remodeling
Cellular component (GO): nucleus; chromatin
Molecular function (GO): histone H3K4me/H3K4me2/H3K4me3 demethylase activity; DNA binding
Source: RefSeq, a predicted model, not a curated record